Penicillium verrucosum is the source of this 228-nucleotide messenger RNA. RefSeq lists its product as uncharacterized. The transcript has a single exon. Lineage: Eukaryota; Fungi; Ascomycota; Eurotiomycetes; Eurotiales; Aspergillaceae. The coding region runs from base 1 to 228 and encodes 75 amino acids. The record is from RefSeq and is a predicted model, not a curated record.
AUGCAGGCGGAGCUCAACACCCCCGAAGCACAACACAUUCUAAGCCUGCAUGAAGAGGUCCUAAGAGACCAUGAGGACUUCAACGACAUGGCCUCGGAUAUGGCACAGCGUCUGGCCCUGAGGGACGACCGGCAAGGACGGAUGCUGAAGGCAGCACUCGAGAGUGUACGCGCAGACUAUGCGGAAGCUUAUGGUCCGACAGAAUCAGACGAAGAGAGAGAGCAAUGA